Molecule: messenger RNA, 3786 nt
Organism: Mercenaria mercenaria
Lineage: Eukaryota; Metazoa; Mollusca; Bivalvia; Venerida; Veneridae
Product: monocarboxylate transporter 2-like
Exons: 5
Coding region: 1183-2553 (456 amino acids)
Biological process (GO): transmembrane transport
Molecular function (GO): monocarboxylic acid transmembrane transporter activity
Source: RefSeq, a predicted model, not a curated record
CAAAGACACGGUACAGUGUAUGCAAAAGUAAUCCCCGCCAGGAGAAUCUCUAACACACGCAAUGGAAACAAAAAGGCAAAAAUGGCAUGUAAAACACAAAAAUGCUCCUGUAUAAUUAUAUAAAAACAAACCUUAAGAACCAAAAACGUAUCUACUCAAUGCCUUUGCAGAAGACAGAGCAUCAAAAGAAACACACUUAAGGGCCCGACGAAACAGUCAAGAAGACAGAAAUCAAAACAGUUCAGUCCUGGUGGGAUUUAAAAACUACUCAUCACAGUCCUCCCUCUCUUCCGUCAGACACAACAAGUCAAAUGGUUUAUCGCGGCCAGAAAUUUGUACAAACCGGACAGAAGUUGCGAAAUUGUCAUUUGUGCAGGAAAGAAGCGUUUACCAUAAUGUCCAGUACUGGACAGGUAUAGUGACCAUGCACGGACACAGCCAGUUUUCUCAGAGGGGGUCCGAUCCCCUGCACCCCCCCCCCCCCCCCUGGAAAUUUUGAAAUUUAGCACUUCAUUUUUUUUGCAUUCUGGGGCAGUUUUAUGGACUAACCUGUUAAAUUUGGGGAAAAUGAUAAUGAGACCUGUUUCACCCACAAGUAAAGAAUUCACAGGUCCAUCAUGAAAUAUUUUCCCCAGCACGUAUAUACUUGUCCUAUUCAAAAUGAUCGCGGCCUCGCCGGCCGCGAUCAAUAAAAGAGGGAGUCAUAGUGUCCAACGGGUUGAACAAUAAACACGCGGUAAGUUUAUCCGAAUAUUCAAUUUAUUUGAAUGUUUUGACCUGUAUCAUAUACAUUUGUAAUAUCAGAAAAUCUAAACAUAAUGAAUAAUUCCAUCAUGAAAUGAAAACAAUUUUGAGAAAAUCCCUAGGAUUUAGUUCACAGCCAUUGUACAUCACGUACACUUAGGCCUACAAUAUCUUAUGAAGACAGGAACUUAUCAUGUAGUCUUAAAGGUCUGGAUCAGAACCUUGUACUGUAUCUUGUAUUUUACUGGUAAUCAAUGCAGCUUCUUCAGUACCGGUGCAAUAUGAUUGUGACACGUCCUAGUGAUAACACAAGCCAAGAAAAUACAUUUCGACAUUCAAGAAGCGCCACUGUGUCUACCUGAUAUAUCUUCACUUCGCUUGCUUUUUACAUUUUAUAUAAAGUGGUUUAAAGGUUGGAUAUAUAUACUUGCAAAUAACAUGGAUAUUUCUAUGGCAGAACGCACACAAACACACAGACAUGAGAGUUAUAAAUGGAUCCUACUUUUGACUGCUACAGCAGUGACGAUGAUUGAUUUUGGUCUGGUGUUUUCUUUCGGUACCAUGUUUGUUACAAUGAUGGAGACCUUUCAAACAGGUCGUGCUGCAACAGCAACCGUACAGUCCAUUCUUAUUGGAGUCACACUAGGCUUUGGUGCCGUCAGUGGAGUCAUCGUAUCUAAGGUAGGACUACCAGUAGCAACGUUUGUAGCGAGCUUGAUGGUUCCAUUGGGGUUCUGCUUAUCAUUCUUUGCUAACGAGGUUGUUAUUAUCUAUUUCACUAUCGGACUUGUCUCGGGUAUAGGUAUAUCUUUGGCAUACAUCAGUUGUGUCGUGGCUAUUGACUGUGAGUUUUCUGAAUCCCAAAGGACUUUAUGCUUAUCUAUAUUGAACACUUCGUAUGUUGUUGCUUCAAUUGCCUAUCCAUAUUGUUUAGAAUGGUUAACAGAACAAUAUGGUCUAAAAGGGACCUUUCUAAUUCUUGGUGGAUUCACUCUAAACACAUUAGUUUUAUUUGUAAUGUGUUUUAUAAAUCGAGAAAAAUCCAAAAAUAACAAAACAUUUGCUCGUCAAGACGCUGAAAAUGAUUACAAUGUUCCAUUAAAGGAAAGAGAGCCCUUCAAAUUCCUACGAUACAGGAUAUCGAAUGCAUUUCUUGAUUUUAAGAAAUAUUUGUCAACGCCUUAUCUAUUCAUACUUGUUGCAACUGGAAUUUUACUCAGUUCUUUAGAUGGAUAUUUAGCCCUGAUGCUUGACAUUGCUUUAUGGAAACAGAUUGAUUCUUCACGUGCACUGAUCUCCUUUGUGAUAUAUUCAAGUUUUACUGCCGGUUCGUGUCUUGUUCCAGGUCUAUUAAAACAAAAGAAAGGAAUAAACUCUUGUGCAUAUCCUAUAUUUUCAUCCCUGACCGGAGCUAUAGGUAUGAUGAUUAUAUAUUUUGCAAAUGAUCAUAUUACUUUCAUGACUGGAACUUCUCUGGUUGGCGUUGGAUGUGGUGGAAUAUUGUCGUCUUCAAUGAAUGCAGCUGUGAAAAUUGUAGAGAUAGAAUUUGUGCCUGUCGCAACCGGAUUACUUCUUACUGUCAAUGGAUUGCUUUCAGUAGGUACCGGACCUUUGUUCGGUUGGCUAAGGGACACAACUAGUUCCUAUAGAAGUGUUCUUAUAAUAAUCAUGACUUUACAUGGAGUUUCUGCCGUCCUGUACAUGUUAGCUUUGAUAUUCCGAAGACUUGACAAAACUAAAGCUAAACAAAAUAACAUUCAACAUACAGAAAGUCAAGAAAGAAAUAUGAACGACGCGCUGUUGUUUUGAGUUCAAAAUGCAACAGUUUAUGUACUAGUAUUUAACCAGUUGAGUUAUAAAAUUACUUAAUUUACUUUAAUAUGUGUCACAGAAGAUAAGGAUGUAAGUUUUUAUUUUUAUAUACGAAUUUUCAGAUUGAUUUGCAGUCAGUAGUGCUUUCAACACUAAAUUUAUUGAAUCAUACCCGGCUUAUCAUGGAAUUGCACACUAGUGUAUCAUUGAAGACUCCAUGUAUACCGCCGUAUGAACACAUCUGCAGAUGUCUUUAAUUGAUGUUGGUACUUGUUACAUGUAUAAAUGUUGAGUUCUGCUCAAAUCUAGGCUAGAGGGCUUGGACGGUAGCAUGCAUUUCCACUACCGUCCAUUAACAGGUUCAAUCAAACCGAGCAUGCAACAUUUUCAUUUUUGUCGUGUUGAGCGACAUGUGGUGUUUCCAUCUUUUCUAUUUUACUGUUUCACUUGUGAUGACUCAAUCACUUUACCUCUGUUUGUCAUCGCUGUUAACUUUGAUUGAAAUUGCCAUAAAUGAUCAGUACAACUGGUUUUAAAUCUUUGCCAGAGACACAAAUGUUACAGCAACACUCAAACUUAUGAAGAUAAAAAAGUUCUUAAAUAUUGGCAAGAUAAAUAAAUUAUAAAGUUACAUGUUCUGGUAGUUAGUAAGUCUGAUCAUAUUUUAAGAUAUUUGUACCUUAUUACAAAAUUACAUCUUAGUUGAUAGAACUAAAUAGAUAUGUACAUUUUGUAACACCUAUUUUUCCUUUAUCCUACUAAAGUUUGUACACGUGGUUUACAUUUUAUUGAACAUUCGACAUAUACAAGUUAAAGCAUACCAAAAGUUCCUUCUAGGGCACAUCUGUAUAAAUACAAAAUGACCAUCUUGUAAACUUUUGGUUGCAAUGUCUGUUUUAUACUGCCAAAAAAUAUCAGGUAAGUAUUUACUCUAGUUAUUUAACAUAAAUUGUUAAAUCCAACAACAAAUUAAAUCUGUUACCUCUUUCAGUAGAGUAAAUACGGCAAUAAGACAUUGACCUGGUCAAUCUAUUAUGAUUCGAUGUGUGAAUUCAUUGCACAUAAUUAGAGAGUUACAAUGGGGUUUGUUUUCACAUAUUACAUUUUGUAACCAUGCAUUUGAAGGUAAAGAUAAUAUUUGGUUGUUUACAUUUAAAUUUGCUGAUAUAUGUCUAUCUGGUGAAUGUACAUAGGUUAUGUUCAGGAGAAAAUAAAAGAAUCAAUUAAUCA